CUAAGCUAGGGAGAAGCAAGUUUUGAAUAGUUGCAGUGGAAUAAUUAUUAGGAACGCAUUCUCCCUCCGUGCACGAUGGGAACCAAGAAAGAAGACAUGAGGAGGCACAUUCGUCUGCACAUGGAAAGUACGCUGACCUCCCGGGACAAGGUCGGGGUGCAGGAUUUUGUGAUGUUGGAUGCAUAUACCAGCGAAUCUGCUUUUUUGGACAAUCUUCGCAAGCGUUUCAGUCAGAACCUCAUCUAUACAUAUAUUGGCACCCUCCUUGUGUCUGUGAAUCCAUACCAGGAGCUUGGAAUCUACACCCUGAGCCAGAUGGAACUUUACGAAGGGGUCAAUUUCUUUGAACUGCCACCACAUCUCUAUGCCAUAGCUGACAACGCUUACCGCAUGAUGUGCUCGGAGCUAAAUAACCACCUCAUCCUCAUUUCUGGAGAGAGCGGGGCAGGGAAAACGGAGGCCUCCAAGAAGAUUCUCCAGUAUUUAGCAAUGACCUGCCCAAUGACCGACUCAUUACAAAUAGCCCGUGACAGACUGCUGCUCUCCAAUCCAGUGCUGGAGGCUUUUGGAAAUGCCAAAACGCUCCGGAAUGACAACUCCAGCAGAUUUGGAAAAUAUAUGGACAUACAGUUUGACUUUCAGGGCAUUCCCGUAGGCGGGCAUAUCAUCAGUUACUUGAUAGAAAAAUCUCGUGUCGUCUAUCAAAACCAGGGGGAGCGGAAUUUCCACAUCUUCUACCAGCUGCUAGAGGGCGGUGACGAGGAGCUCCUUGCUUACCUGGGACUGGAGCGAGACCCCCGUCUGUAUAAGUACCUCUCACAGGGUCAUGGUGCCAACGAGUCGUCUAUGAAUGACAAGAAUGACUGGAAAACCAUUUCCAAUGCCUUUUCUGUCAUCGAUUUUACUGAACACGACCUUGAGAAUCUCUUUGGAAUUAUUGCCAGUGUCCUACACCUGGGGAACAUUUGUUUUGGAGUGAACCACCAGGGCUGUGCCACCAUACCAGUCACCCGCGAGAUCAAAUGGAUCGCCAAGCUCCUGGGGUUCCAACCAUCAGUCCUUCUGGAAGCUCUCACCCAUAGAAAGAUCGAAGCCCAAACUGAAGAGGUGCUAUGCCCAUUGACGCUAGAACUCUCUACCUUCGCGAGAGAUGCAAUGGCGAAGGCUGUUUAUGGACGAACAUUCACUUGGCUGGUCAACAAAAUUAAUUCCUCCAUAGUGAAUAAGGAGUUCACCAAGAAAACUGUGAUUGGAUUGCUGGAUAUCUAUGGCUUCGAAGUCUUUGACAAGAAUGGUUUUGAACAGUUCUGUAUAAAUUACUGCAAUGAAAAACUCCAGCAACUGUUAAUUGAGAGAACCCUAAAAGCGGAACAGGCAGAAUAUGAAAUGGAAGGUAUAGAGUGGGAGCCAAUUCAGUAUUUCAACAACAAGAUCAUCUGUGAUUUGGUAGAAGAGAGACACAAAGGAAUCAUUUCCAUCCUGGAUGAAGAAUGCAUUCGUCCUGGUCCUGCUACAGACUUGAGUUUCCUCCAGAAACUGGAAGAGAAAGUGGGCAAGCACGCACACUUCCGAACCCGGAAGCUGGCGGAUCCAAUGGGCCGAAAGAGGAUUGGCUGGAUGGAAUUUCAACUCUUCCACUACGCCGGAGAGGUCACAUACUGCACCAAAGGAUUCUUGGAGAAAAACAGUGAUAUCCUCUACAGACAUCUGAAAGAGGUGCUGUGCACGUCCAAAAACGGCAUCCUGAAGGAAUGCUUCCUGGUGGCCGAGUUAGAAAACCGGAGAAGGUCGCCAACAGUGGGGACUCAGUUUAAAAACAGCCUGAGCAGCCUUCUGGAAAUUCUCAUCUCCAAGGAACCUUCGUACAUCCGUUGCAUCAAGCCCAAUGAGAGGAAAGAGCCCAGUGAGUUGUACAAGUCCUUGUGCCCAGACACUUGGCCGCACUGGCACGGGCCUCCAGCAGAGGGCGUAAAGCGGCUGGUCAGGUACAUCGGCUAUAAACCUGAGGACUACAAGUUAGGGAGAACCAAAAUAUUCAUUCGUUUCUCCAGAACUGUGUUUGCUACUGAAGAUGCCUUUGAAUUGAGUAAACAUCAAUUAGCUGCGAAAAUUCAAGCCACAUACAAAGCCUGCCUAGAAAGGAGAGUCUAUGUGAAAAAGAGACAAGCAGCCAUCAAACUUGAAACCCACUGGCGUGGAGCCCUGGCUCGGAAGGAGAUGAAAAGGAGAAAGUGGGCUGUGCAGGUUAUAAGGAAGUUCAUAAAGGGAUUUAUCAAUCGAGACAAGCCUCUUGGUCCUGACAAUGAGGAGUUUGUUGUGUUCGUGCGGAAGAAAUACAUCUUGAAGCUUCGGUACUAUGUCCCAAAGAAUGUCUUGGACAAGAACUGGCUGACGCCUCCUGGUAUCUUGGAAAAUGCAUCGUAUCUGCUCUGGAAACUGUGCAAAAGAAACCUGGUUCGGAAGUACUGCCGUGGGCUCACAGCCGAGAGGAAGGCACUGAUGCAACAAAAGGCAGUUACCAGUACAAUAUUCAGGGGAAGGAAAGAAGGCUACGCAGAAACUUUAAACCAACCCUUUGCCAACAGUCGGCUAGAUGAAGAAGACAUUAAUCCCAAAGUGCUUCAACUCAUUAACAGUGAGAAAAUCCAGUACGGUAUCCCGGUCAUUAAAUACGACAGGCAAGGCUUCAAGGCGCGACAGCGGCAACUCAUUCUUACUCAGAAAGCGGCUUACGUGGUGGAACUUGCCAAAAUCAAGCAGAAAAUAGAGUACUCAGCACUCAAAGGUGUCUCUACCAGCAAUCUGCGCGACGGGAUCGUAGUGAUUCACGUUUCGCCAGGAGUCAGCAAGCAAAAGGGGGACGCCAUCUUACAGUGUGAACACAUAUUUGAAGUGGUUACUAAACUCGCCAUGCUGGUUAAGAAGGAGAACAUGGUAAACGUCGUUCAAGGAAGUUUACAGUUUUAUAUUAGUCCUGGAAAAGAAGGCACAAUAGUUUUCGACACUGGACCAGAAGAACAAAUCUAUAAAGAUAAAAAUGGACAGUUAACAGUGGUGAGUGCUGUGUCUGAGGAGGGAAGUAAAUAGUGUUAGAUGAGAAUAAAGAUGAAAAUUCCACCAAUUUCAGUCCUUCUAUAGAUUGACUGGAAUCAUAACCUAGUUCAUCUCUUUAUUCCUGAUUCUGCAUCUGAAAAGCAGGAAGAAAUUGAUGUAUGAAAAGGGAAAAAAGCAAGUUGACCUGCCAUGUUUAGUUGUCAGUGAACCAGAAGUGGGCAUUAAAUUCUUCUCAGUUUUAAAUGACAGAGCCCAACUUUUCACUGGAUGGGGAAGGACUUACGCUUUGUCACAGUGGUUCUCAAACUCCACACUGGGAUUUCCUGGUGCGCUUCAAAAAAUCCCAGUGUUUGUAUCUUACCCCUAGAUGCUGUGAUGUAAUUGGCUGGGUGUGUGUGUGUUGGGGGUGUGUGUGGGGGGCAUGGGCUUUGGAACCACUGCUGUCUUAGGAAGAAGUCCAAUGUUUUUGCUGAUCCCACCAGCCCUCACGGGCAAGUAGCACACCAAGCUUAUUUUUGAUCCAAUUUUGCCAGAUAAUGUUAAUUUUUAACAUAUUUAAAGCUGAGGGGGCUGAAUUUUCAAGAUGUACUUUGUAUAUAUACCACACAUUAUUCAUUAUUUCAUACAAACUAAUUAGAAAAUGGUCUGUCAACAUGGAGUUAUCUCAUGCAUUUAAGUUCAAACAUUUAACUAUGACAUUGUUUUGUAGGUAUAAAAGAUAAUUUUGUGUACUAUUUACAACAGAACUGCCCCUAAAUACAACUCCUCAGGGACAAGUUAGAAUACUUAAGCAUGAUUUUUAGUGUAGAAUAUAAGGUGAUUUUUCAGUUUAUAUGCUCUUCAAACUCCCGCCCCUAAGACCGAGUAUCUUUCAGAGUCACACAGCCGAUCUUCCUGCCUGACUGGCUCAGGCUGACGAUGCUAACAGGCCUCAGCGAGCCCAUUUCUAAACGUGGCUUCUCUUGUGGGAGGUGGGGCAGAAAAGACGGUGUGUGUGGUGGGGCUGGCUUCUCGCAGCUCUCCACACUUACCUGGAUGAUGACGGUUGGGGUGAUAACUGCUUCCGUCUGGGUGAGGCAAGGUGAGAGGCCUCUGAACCGAAACGUGGACUCUCUCCCAGGUGUCGGUCCGCAUGAAGUCCUGAUAGAGGAUGAUGUCUGACUGAGGAACGUGCCCAGGCGGCAGGAAUUUGAUCCGGUGAGCUACACCUUCAAGGGAAGGUUACAGCAGCUCUAGGGGAAGGAUCAUCACAUUUGAAGAAACGGAGUGGCAUUUUAUGCCCGAGCCCUACCCCAGCUUCUCAGGUGCCCUGUGGCACUAAGUGGUCCUCUUCAGGGAGCCAACCUCAAGUCUCCCAAGGGGGUGGCUUUAAAUGUUCCCAGUAGGACCUACACUCGGGCACUUUGACCUGCCAUUAGAAGGCAGGCAACAGGUUCUCUCUGCCUUUGUCAAACUGCCUCCAAAGCACAAGGAAGUACUCUAUCUGGUUGGAGAGUAAGUAAAUGACAUUUCAUAAAGCUGCAGAAUUUGAAUUUUGCUUUAAAUACAUGGGACUUAGAAAUGUACCCACUUCCUUACAUCAGAUAGGCUCCUUAGGUUCCAGAUGGUGAGCUGUGUGUGCUCUGACCCCACCUCCCCGGUGUUAAAUCGUUGGCAACACUGGCGAUCCGUUCAGGCUUUUCAGAAGCCCCAGCAUAUUUCUGCUCAAGAGUUCCUUCCAGUGUUUGAAUCCAAUCACUACAGAUAAAAUGACUCAUUUUUUCCACCCUGAGCAACUUUAACCCUUUUGCCGUGACACUCGGAUAUAUCCGAAUGAAUAUGUCCGAAAUUUUUAUACAGAAAAACGUCAUUGAUACACAAAGCAGCUCAAAUUGUUAUUAAAUGCAUAAAAAUAGUCAAAAUAUCAACUUUUUGUGGAUUUCUGACACAUUUUGAAAAAAAGCUUGAAAUCAACGCAGCGAAAGAGUUAAGGUGAUCAAGUA
Messenger RNA from Hipposideros armiger (great roundleaf bat), 5036 nucleotides. RefSeq names its product myosin IH (gene MYO1H). Gene Ontology annotation, cellular component: microvillus; myosin complex; plasma membrane. Gene Ontology annotation, biological process: actin filament organization; endocytosis; actin filament-based movement. Bases 76 to 3087 code for a protein of 1003 amino acids. The record is from RefSeq and is a predicted model, not a curated record. Lineage: Eukaryota; Metazoa; Chordata; Mammalia; Chiroptera; Hipposideridae. The transcript has 30 exons. Gene Ontology annotation, molecular function: actin filament binding; ATP binding; microfilament motor activity.